Messenger RNA from Penicillium macrosclerotiorum, 2193 nucleotides. RefSeq names its product RNA exonuclease. Bases 1 to 2193 code for a protein of 730 amino acids. Gene Ontology annotation, molecular function: exonuclease activity; nucleic acid binding. The transcript has a single exon. Gene Ontology annotation, cellular component: nucleus. The record is from RefSeq and is a predicted model, not a curated record. NCBI's taxonomy places the organism in Eukaryota, Fungi, Ascomycota, Eurotiomycetes, Eurotiales, Aspergillaceae.
AUGGCCGGACAUCAUAAGCGAAAGCGAUCUGAUGAUGACCCUGACCCUGUUGCCGAGAUUCAUUCGAACAAUAUCGGUGUUGCGGAGACGCUAUCACGACUCAAGCAUGCCUCUCCUACCGAUUCACACCUGAACUGCCCCGACGCUGCGAAGGGCUCCAACAACCUCCCGCAACGCAACCCGAAGAAGAAGCGUGUAGAUGGCGAGAAGACGAAAUAUCCGUCCUUGACGUAUGUUGAUGGCAAAUUGCAGUCCUCCAUCCGCAUUGCCGAUUUACAGAGUCUGCUGCUUUACUGUUUUGCCGAUGGGAUUUCGCCGCAAUGGAUCUCCAUCAAGCACUCCGGACACAUGCGCAAGGCCGUAUUCUUGAUGGUUCCGGGACUAGAGCUGGGCAUGUUUGACGGUUCGAUCCCAUUGGAUUCACAAUAUGCCACUAAGACUUCCGUGGAUGCGGAAAACCCCGAGGAAAUGGAUGAAAUACGGGAAGACGCAGAGAAUUCCACAAAAAAAGCCGACUUUGAACGAUGGAAGCAAGGCCUACCUCUCGAGGACCGCUCGCAUCGGUUCAACCCACGCGCACUUUCACGCGAUACACUCCCUGUUCCUUUGCAGCCAUUGGCUGACAUCUUUCCCCACGUGUGGCCAGUUCGAGCCCCAGGGGACGGGAAAUACAACAAAGUGCAUUCUCCACUGCAGGCCAUUUUGUUAUCUUCAUUGCCGAAAUCGAAAGACGAUAGUGGUCGUGGAAAAGGCGCAAGGCCUCCCAAAGUGGGCAAAAACUUUGUGCCAAAACGAACCCCUAUCACCACAUUUUUAAGUUCCUUCGAGGAUCAGCGUGAACACGAUUAUGUUGUUCAUCCGGCUUUUUUUACCGCAGAUGGAGAUAAAUCUGCUCAAGUUGAAUCUCGUCGUCGUGCGAAGCAAUCCGCAGAUCAUGGUUGGGUUGAUACCUUAGUUCCGACAUUGGAGGACGGUAUCGUCCCCGAGAAUGAAAUCGAACAGGGCAGCAUGACCGCCGGUCGGAAUAUUCUGUCUCUGGAUUGUGAGAUGUGCCUGUCAGAAGGUGGCCAGUCAGAGCUCACACGGAUUAGCAUGGUCGGGUGGGACGGUGAAGUGGUUCUUGAUGAACUGGUGAAGCCAGCGCGCCCGAUUACCGACUACCUGACCCGUUUCUCAGGAAUCACCAAGGAGAUGCUGGAUCCUGUUACAACUACUCUGGAGGACAUCCAGACACGAUUGCUCACGAUUCUCACUCCUCGAUCGAUACUUGUCGGACACUCUUUGAAUUCCGACCUCACAGCAUUGAAAAUCACGCACCCUUUCAUCGUCGAUACUGCCAUGAUUUACCCGCAUCCUCGCGGCCCUCCGCUCAAAUGCAGUCUUAAAUGGCUCACUCAAAAGUACCUUAAUAAAGAGAUCCAAAAAGGCAUGACUGGCCAUGACUCGGUUGAGGAUGCUCGAGCCGUCUUGGAGCUUGUCAAGCUGAAAUGCGAGAAAGGCGAGCUUUGGGGCACCAGCGACGCUUCGAAUGAGAGUAUUUUCCGAAGAUUGGCUCGGUCCACAAAGUUUGGUAAAGCUGCGAUCCCUGGAGAGGGACGAACUGGCGCCGUCGUUGACUGGGGUAACCCUGAGCGCGGGUACGGUUCUCAGGCAACAGUAUCCGUCGGAUGUAGUGACGACAACGCCGUUGUGAAAGGGGUAUCCGCAGUUGUCAAAGGUGACGAAUCCAACCCGGCCAUUCCAGGAUCUGGCGUGGAUUUUACUUGGGCACGUCUCCGCAAUCUCGAAAUUGUCCGAGAAUGGUGCACCCGUCUUCCGGAUGCCAGCAAUGCCAAUGAAUCUACUACACUCGCCCCGCCACCUGAAGAAUCUACUCCGGCUGUCGGAAACGGCAACGGCUCUCUUUCGCCGGCGCAUGAGACAAGUCUCUCGGAUGCUCUUACCCAGACCGUGUCUGAUAUUUCUCGCAUUUACGAGUCCUUACCACCUUGUACUCUAUUUGUCGUGUACUCUGGCACUGGUGAUCCGCGGGAGGUCAGCCGGCUUCAAGCAAUGCAUAAGAAAUAUCGCGAGGAGUUCAAUGCCCGUACGCCCUGGGACGAGCUAACCGUGAAGUGGACAGAUGUCGAGGAGCAGGCGCUCAAGGGGGGCAUGCGAGCGAGCUCGAGAGGGAUGCGGCUUUAUGGUUGUUAA